CAAAUCGAAAAAAGUAAAGCGUUCACACCAUUUUCCUCAUUGCAAAAUCCCAACCUCAUUACCACAAUUGCGCUUCAUUUACCGCGGCCACACACUUAUCCAAAGAGAGUUUGCGAUCGUCGCUUCAAUGGGAUUCUUGCAUAUUCAUUCACUGGCUCUCGGUGUUAUUGCUACGAUCUAAUUUCAGGUCUCUUGGAAUCGUCAUUCCAUGAAAAUUCGGGGUAUUAG
Molecule: messenger RNA, 228 nt
Organism: Racocetra persica
Lineage: Eukaryota; Fungi; Glomeromycota; Glomeromycetes; Diversisporales; Gigasporaceae
Source: the annotation of a GenBank genome assembly